This is a messenger RNA of Carcharodon carcharias (great white shark), 2127 nucleotides long. It is a transcript of the gene mvb12a, whose product is annotated as multivesicular body subunit 12A. The transcript has 10 exons. Lineage: Eukaryota; Metazoa; Chordata; Chondrichthyes; Lamniformes; Lamnidae. Gene Ontology annotation, biological process: receptor catabolic process; regulation of epidermal growth factor receptor signaling pathway; virus maturation. Bases 238 to 1065 code for a protein of 275 amino acids. The record is from RefSeq and is a predicted model, not a curated record. Gene Ontology annotation, cellular component: cytosol; ESCRT I complex.
GCCAGUAACGGCCGUCCGCUAGCUGAUGAGGUAAUUGCGGUUUGGAGAGGAGGCGGAGGUUGAGGUUUCCGGAAAGAGCCGAACAAACCCGAGCCGCCGACGGGAGCUCGGGGAAAGUUCCGACCUGCAUUGGCCGGAGGUUCGUGGGGCGAAAUCAUCCCAGGGAGAGUGUUUCAGCGAGAGAACUGAAUUGAUGCAGUGGCUGGCCUAUAGGAUAUAUCUUGUGCCUUGUUCCAAAUGGCUGCACCUGAGAUCAGCGAUCCAAACUGCUAUCCUCUAACCGGAGUAGGAUGGGCCUCAAACCAGAGCACAUGUCCAAAGGAAUAUCAGCUGAUCAAUGCAACUGCAGACGGAUCCUCCGCAAACUUUGCAAAAGGCUUUGGCCAGAAAUCCAGCUGUUAUCUGUGUGUCAGCUCCCUGCUGAAUAAAGAGAAUCCUCAAGGGGACAUUGUGUCAGAUAUCCAGUUGCUUCCUGAUAAGAACCCUCUACCGUCAGGAUAUGCUUUCAUUUCUGAAUUCCUGGAUCCAAAGGUCAAUGUGUCUAAAAAGAAACGACUGUGUAUUAAGAGGGUUCCAUUCAGUGAAGCUGACACUGCUGUUUUUGAUGUCACACUGACCGGAAAAAGCAAGCAGAUUGUGCCUUCGUACACAUGCAUAGGAGAGCUGAGUGGUUUUGUCAUCUGGUGUAAAAAAGGGAAAGUGGCCAAGCCAAAACUGCUGCCCAAGCCGAGAAACAUUAGUGUUGAUAUGAGAGCCCUGUCACUGGAGAAUGAGAGUUCAAGGAAAGUGGAAGAACUUGAUGUACCCCUAGUUCGACUCAGCAAGAGGCGCUCAAACCUGGAGGCCAAAGAUGCUGUGUACAGCGCAGAAAAUAUCUAUGGCAUCUCUGCGAUGGAUGGUGUCCCAUUUGUGCUGCAUCCCAGAUUCGAAAGCACUGUGAAUGUACCCAGUGCCAACAUUACAAAUUUUCAAAUUAAAAGCCAUGCAGAGAUAGAGAAUCAGUACAACUACAGCUUCAUGACGGAGAAGACUGCAGCUGCUAGACUCCCUCCAACAGCCUCCUAGAGCUUGGACCAGUGAAAGUCUGACAGAACCUCAGGAUGAAGCCUCCUUUCCCCCCCCCCACCUCCCUCCCCCGUCGGGCUUUCAGCAGAAUCUUACUUCUGACUCCUUGAAGCUAAAAGCUGAGGUUGUGCAUGGGUGUCACUGAGAUGUAACAAAACCCUUUUCAUAGAAGCAGCCUGGGCUUGUUCUGAGAUUGUCCCUGUACAGUUGCCUUCUUAACUUUUUAUUUGUACAUUUUUGCUGAAAUUUGGUUUGUUAUGGCAGGUACUGUAAUCAAGUGGAAUCCCUUGCGUCAUGGAAAGAGAUGUAUUCAUUUAAAAAAUAUAUAAACGUUAACAGUGUAUAGUAGCAUAAUGUGGAAGCAAGUUUAAAGGUUACAUUGAGGUAGUUUAGAUCAUGAAUGAUGGGGCCUGUGAGAGAUUGCAAAGUGAGUGUGGGGGAAGUUUGGGCAUUAUUGAGAAGGUUUAAUACCCAGAACCUUGCCGUCAUUGCCAGCUGGCUGGUGUAAUAAGGCAGGAUGUGAAGCAGGUUUAUGUAGUUGAAUGAGCAUGAGGAACAUUCUGUACUACCUGACUGACUGACAGUGUCCAUUCAACCCUCCUAAUUUGUGCACAAAUGGAAGUGCAGUGAAUUAAUUCAACACAGAGCGCAGCAUGGGGUGAACUCCAGCAGACUCUGCUCGCCUAAUGCCACCCAACUUGAUAGUGAGACCCCCAUCAGCCCAGGGACCUUCCUUCACUGUGUGUGUGUGUGGCGGGGGAUGCUUUUUGUUCUCAAUUGUUCAGGUUUGUCAACCCCCUUGGCUCAGGUUUGCUGUUGUAGCCAAUCAGGAGACAGAAUAGUGUAGACUACAUUACGAAGUAUGUUCAUAUGAUUACAGCUUCUUAAAGGGUGAAUGUUUCAUCUUAGGUGACAGGUGAGCUGAAGUCAAUCUGAAUCUUUUGAAUAUAUAUCUACACUCAGAAUCAGUACCGCCCACUUUCUUUCUUUGUCUGAUUUUUAAAAGUUAUUCUGUGGUUUCCACAAACCGGUUUUUAACAAUUGAUAAAGUUAUUGAGAAUA